Molecule: messenger RNA, 1413 nt
Organism: Clupea harengus (Atlantic herring)
Lineage: Eukaryota; Metazoa; Chordata; Actinopteri; Clupeiformes; Clupeidae
Gene: erich1
Product: glutamate rich 1
Source: RefSeq, a predicted model, not a curated record
ACGCGCCAUCUUGAGAAGGUCAUAAUAAAUCGGGUGAAUGGACCGGUGAAUGUUCAUGUUUUCUUUAUUGAUAUAACUUUAUAGAUUACACAAGAGAGUGGGAAAUUUUCAAGGCAGAUGUUUUCUGUAAGACCUUUCCCAGGCCUGCAUGCGGAAAUUGUCCGCCGGAGUAACGUGAGUAGCUAGGGGAGAUGUUUAGCUAAUGUCAGCUAGCUAUGAUAGCUAGUUAACUAUACUAACUAGCUAGUUGGCUAAGUUAACCUCCAGUCAGACACUGGCAACGUUUGGUAGUUUGAGCAAUGUUUAUCGAGGAAGAACCAAAUUGAUUGAGCCAACAUUACAGAAAUGUCGAUUAAAAAAGAGGUUUUUCUAGGAAAAGUUCUGCAAAAACUUUACCCUGCACCCGCUCAACUAAAGCUUCAGACAGUUGUCUACCCACCUUCUGCUGAAGUCGAGUCGGUUGCUAAUCAAACUUGUGUCAUUGCAAAAAGCAUUAAACCUGUCAUAGGCAAUGGUGAUGGAGGAAUACCCGCCCUUAAAAGUAAAAAGCUGUACACCGUGCUUCCACCUCCAGAGGCAUACAGCGGUGGUGCUCAGUUACCAGUGGUGGGCCCUGCACCAGAGAGUACAAGCAAAGGGAGCGAUCCAGAAAGUGAGGAGCCCGACGACGUCCAAGAGGAGGAACCAAGGAGGAAGAGGAGGAGAAGGAGGAAAGGGAAGGUCUCUGAGGUCCUGGUGAAUGGAGCAGAGGGGAAGGAGAGUGUCACGGGGUCAGAGGUCGACGCCGCCCGGACGAGCCCGGCAGAGCAGCUCAGCAGAAACAAGAAGCGGAAGCUGAAGAAGAAGCGGCACAGGGAGAAGCUGCGAAGCCUCGGCCUGGCACCCCAGGCCUCAGUCGUGGAGUUCACCUACCAGCACAAGGAGGAUGCAGAGGCAGGAGAGGACGAAGCAGAGGACGAGGAGGACGAGUGUAACGAUGAGCAGGCUGCUGAGGUGCUGGACUUCCUCCAGACCACACUAGAGACCUACAUCUCAGACCGUUCCUCUCCUGAGAGAACGCCCCCUAGUGGUGUAGACGCUCUUCUCCGCAGCCUGUCUGACAGAACAGCGCCCCCAGGUGAGCUGGCUCGUCUGUGCGGCCUGAAGAAGCUGGUGCUGCGGCGCGACACAGAGGAACUGAGGCGGUUGCUGGAGGACUUCCAGAGCAGCACGGCCAUGCCUGUUGAGGAGGCUUCUGCUGUCUGCACUCUCUUUCACUAUUGGAUCGCAGACAUUUUCCCUUUGGGUGAAGUCCUGAAGACCUGAGACAUCAGUUUCACUUGGCAAUAGGGCGUCCUUCUCUAUGAGGGGAAAACAGAAAUAUAUGUAUGACAUGACAGACGUUUUGUAAUAAAAACUUGAUUUUCAACAAUA